AUGGUAAAAAAGGAUUUAGGUAAGUGGAGGAUGUGUGUAGACUUCACCGAUCUGAAUAAGAUAGGAAUGAGCGAAGAGGACCAAGAAAAAAUGACUUUCUUCACGGAUCAGGGGGUCUACUGUUAUACGACUAUACCUUUCGGGCUUAAAAACGGUGGAGCCACCUACCAGUGGCUGAUCAACCGAGUCUUUAAAGCUCAGAUAGGUCGCAAUGUCGAAGCAUAUGUCGACGACAUCUUACUAAAAAGCAAGGAGACUUCGGCAUUUUUGUCUGACUCAGCGGCCAAGGCAUUGCCCCUUUUCAAGGUACUCAAGAAAGCUGACAAGUUCACCUGGACUAUGGAAUGCCAGCAGGCUUUCGAAGAGUUGAAAGAAUAUCUUCAUCACCUUCCCACACUUACGUCAUCUCGACCUGAGGAGACCUUAUACCUUUACCUUUUGGCCGCGGACGAGGCUGUCAGCGCCGUGCUAAUGCGGGACGAUGGGGUUCAAGUACCCAUUUAUUACAUCAGUCGAGUUCUCUGUGGCCCUGAGACCCGGUACACCCGAGCAGAAAAGCUCGUGUUGGGGUUAGUCCACGUGGCCCGCAGACUAAAGCCUUACUUCCUAGCCCACCCUGCCCAAGAUUUGACAGACUUCUUGGCCGAGCUCACCUUUCUUGGGAGCCGAGACCCCCCUUUGACCGAAGCUGGACCCCAACGAUGGACCUUAUAUGUGGAUGGAUCUUCCAAUAGCGGGGGUAGCGGAGCUGGUUUGCUCCUCGAAGACCCUCAUGGAAAGACAUGCUCCUACGUACUCCGAUUCGAUUUCGCCGCGUCAAACAAUGAAGCUGAGUACAAGUCCCUCAUCGCGGGCUUGCAAUUGGCCCGGAGGCUUGGUGCCUACCAAAUCUCAGUUUAUAGUGACUCCCAACUCGUAGUAUACCAGGUGCAGGGAGAGUACGAGGCUAGAGCGGAAAACAUGCAGCAGUACCUCUUUAAAGUUCACCAGUUAGUAGCGUACUUCGAGUCAUUUGACAUCCAAAGGAUACUCCGGUCAAAGAAUAGGCGAGCUGAUGCCUUGUCAAAAUUCGCCUCCACUGCAUUUGCCACGCUCAAUAAAACGGUUCACGUGGAGGUUCUAUUUGAGUUGGGGUACCUCGAGGAGAAGGUUUACCCAGUGACUGUAGAAGAUACUUGGAUGAGUCUCCUUAUCAACUUUUUUGGACAAGGAGUUCUCCCAGAUGACAAGGCCGAAGCGAGGAAAAUUCAGGGCAAAGCGGCUAGAUACGCGCUUCAAGGUGGUAACCUGUAUAAACGUUCUUACCUUGGCCCGUGGCUGUGCUGCGUCACAGCCGAGGAGGGUGGAAACAUCCUCCGAGAUAUACAUGAAGGACUGUGCGAGGUACACGUCGGACAUCGGAUGUUGGUUAAGAAGGCCCUAUUACUUAGCUAUUUUUGGCCAACCAUUCGACAAGAUGCCCAGAUAUUGGUCCUGAGUUGCCCCUCCUGCCAGCACCAUACGCCCGAACACCACCAGCCGACCAACUUCAUGGUCCCCAUCACAUCUCCGUGGCCGUUCGAGCAAUGGGGGACAGAUAUCAUUGGCCCUUUCCCGAGGGCCACAGGUGGCUAUGCCUAUAUCAUGGUAGCGAUAGACUAUUUUACGAAGUGGGUUGAAACCGAAGCUUUAAAAAGCAUCACUGACCAAGCUAUCCAGAAGUUCUUCUGGAAGCACAUAGUUUGCCGCUUCGGGUUAUCUCAGAUCAUCAUCUUUGAUAAUGGGAAGCAAUUUGUAGACAACCCCUUCAAAGCGUGGUGCGGGGAACUUGGAAUCAAACAGCAUUUCACUUCGGUUGAACAUCCUCAAACCAACGGACAGGCAGAGAAUUUCAACUGA
Coffea eugenioides is the source of this 1878-nucleotide messenger RNA. RefSeq lists its product as uncharacterized. Gene Ontology annotation, biological process: DNA integration. Gene Ontology annotation, molecular function: nucleic acid binding; RNA-DNA hybrid ribonuclease activity. The record is from RefSeq and is a predicted model, not a curated record. The transcript has 4 exons. NCBI's taxonomy places the organism in Eukaryota, Viridiplantae, Streptophyta, Magnoliopsida, Gentianales, Rubiaceae. The coding region runs from base 1 to 1878 and encodes 625 amino acids.